AGAAACGCCUUCAGACUAUUUUAAAAACUACAUCCCCCAGCCUUCCUUGCGAGAACGGCGCGUGUGCGUUGAAAUUCACCAAGAAACCCAAGAUGGCGGACCCUGCAGUCGUCGGGAGCGGGUCGUUUGUCACCGGAAUGCGAGUAUCAGGCAGUAAGGCCCCCUCCAACCCUGCAGAGAAUUACUACCUGGCUCGCCGGCGCACCCUGCAGGUGGUGGUGAGCUCCCUGCUGACAGAGGCUGGGUUCGAGUCUGCAGAGAAGGCAGCUGUGGAGUCUCUGACAGAGAUGAUUCAGAGCUAUAUCUCGGAGGUGGGGCGCUGUGCCAAGAGUUACUGUGAGCACACGGCCCGGACGCAGCCCACGCUGUCCGAUGUGGUGGUCACACUGGUGGAGAUGGGUUUCAAUGUGGAUACCCUCCCUUUUUACGCAAAGCGGUCACAGAGGAUGGUAAUCACGGCACCUCCAGUUACAAACCCUCCGAUAGCCCCCAAAGCUCUGACCGCUGGACAGAAGCGCCUGCACCCCUCCCACAUUCCCAGCCACCUCCCGGAGUUCCCCGACCCGCACACCUACAUCAAGACUCCGACGUUCCGUGAGCCCAUCUCCGAUUACCAGGUCGUGCGCGAGAAAGCAGCGUCGCAGCGCAGGGACGUGGAGCGCGCUCUCACCCGCUUCAUGGCCAAGACCGGAGAAACACAGAGCCUGUUCAAGGAUGACAUCACCACCUUCCCACUGAUUGCGUCUCAACCCUGUACCAUCCCCUACCUGAACGCCCUGCUCCCCUCCGAGCUGGAGCUGCAGCAGCUGGAGGAGACGGACUCCUCCGAGCAGGACGACCAGACGGACACAGAGAACACCUCGGUGAACAUCAGCAACGACGAAUCAGGUGCAGACAAGGAGAACUCUGGGCUGCCACAAGGGGGCGCCCUGCCAGCCGGUAAAGCCAGUGAGGAGAACCUGAUUGACAACCCGUACCUGAGACCCGUGAAGAAACCCAAAGUGCGCAGGAAGAAGUGACAAGAGCCGGCACCGAACCUGCAGGGAGGAGUAGGGGCUCGGACCGGGGCUCGCCCAGUCAAGGUGUUGAUGCUGAAUCGCUGGGAUCCAUUGAGAUCGAUUCAGAUCAAUCAGCUUCCAGGAAGCGGACAAUGGCCUCCUCCCGCUCGUUAAUGUUCUUCUGUUUUUACUCACGCUGGAGAACGCCUGUCAUAGUGUUUGUGUCCCCCUGCCUUUUCCAGUGCGCGGGCUCCCUAACAGACCUGGGGCCAAGUAUAAUUACAAUUACAGCAAAAGUGUUUGAAUUUACAAUUAGCCUGCUAUUCACUUACAAUUACAGUUACAAUUACAGUUACACUAACAUAAACAGCUCCACACAUUAACAAGCUUACUCUAUUUGUUCUAAAUAACCCAGCAAUACAUACAGGUACAAAUACAGAAACAUACAAUAUAACUUUGGGGAGACAGUCCCGUACCCACGCAGGUUUACAUUUGGGUAUAGGAAACCCAUUGCUUAUGAAAAUGAAUAGUCAGUUGGGGUAACAAAGCUAAAUAAAAUAGGGGGAUAAAAAGGAUUGUUCUGAAUAUUUUUCUUCUGCUUUGAAGCACUCCUGCUGUGUUCUGCCAUGUCUGAUCCUAAUAGUUUCUGUACAUUUUGCAUUGUAUACAUAUAUUUGUAUUUUUUUGUAAGUUUAUUUUCUGACCCCUUUAGGAAAAUGUAAAUUAUGUAAUUAAAUUUAAAGGUAGAAUCCCAGAAA
Messenger RNA from Acipenser ruthenus (sterlet), 1756 nucleotides. RefSeq names its product transcription initiation factor TFIID subunit 8-like. Gene Ontology annotation, molecular function: protein heterodimerization activity. The transcript has 8 exons. Lineage: Eukaryota; Metazoa; Chordata; Actinopteri; Acipenseriformes; Acipenseridae. Bases 93 to 1019 code for a protein of 308 amino acids. The record is from RefSeq and is a predicted model, not a curated record. Gene Ontology annotation, biological process: transcription initiation at RNA polymerase II promoter. Gene Ontology annotation, cellular component: transcription factor TFIID complex.